Messenger RNA from Mesorhabditis belari, 297 nucleotides. The record is from the annotation of a GenBank genome assembly. NCBI's taxonomy places the organism in Eukaryota, Metazoa, Nematoda, Chromadorea, Rhabditida, Rhabditidae.
AUGUUGUUACAGGCUAAAGAUGAUGACUCUUGGUUUGAACUUCCUUCUGUGGCUCUGUGCCUUGAAUUUACCAAUGUCAUGAAGUUUGGCAAUUUUAUAACCAAAAUCGGAAAUCUUGCACACUACCAACAGCUAUUUCUACCUCCUGUCGACUCAAAAGUUGAUGAGGAUUCAGAGGACGAAAACGAUUCCGAUGUUGAGGGCCAUGAGAAUUCGGAUGAACAAAUCCGCUCGAUGAAUCCAAGGCGUAAUCCUUCAGGGAAAGCCUCGACGGGCCCGGCGAUAUCUGGAUGCAUG